This is a messenger RNA of Paraphaeosphaeria sporulosa, 1508 nucleotides long. RefSeq lists its product as uncharacterized. Gene Ontology annotation, cellular component: U2 snRNP; U2-type spliceosomal complex. The record is from RefSeq and is a predicted model, not a curated record. The transcript is spliced from 3 exons. The coding region runs from base 240 to 1235 and encodes 331 amino acids. NCBI's taxonomy places the organism in Eukaryota, Fungi, Ascomycota, Dothideomycetes, Pleosporales, Didymosphaeriaceae. Gene Ontology annotation, molecular function: RNA binding.
CCUGACAUUAAGCCGUCUGCACUGCCAAUUGUUUGCUCACUUUUCGUGGGGCCACUCUGAGGUUCUUCUACUUCAGCACAAAGCAUUUGAGCAACUUGCUGUGAAUUUGCAGUAUCGUGAGCCGUCUAGCGAUACCUUUCAAAGUCUGAAAGCAAAGCUCCAUACUUUGUGUGCUCCUUGACUGUCUACACAGUCCUCUUGAAAUCAAUCAAUUCAAGCCAUCGUCAACCGAGAACAUCAUGUCAGGCCGUCAGGACAUCGAGGACUCAGUUGCCGCUGUUCCCGCCAAUAGCGGAUCUCCGGAGGCUCAGAACACCGGCGGUGCAACUGUUGAUCACGGCACCGGCCAGAAGCGCAAGGAAGCCCCGACCACUGCAGGCGCGUCCACUAAGAAGCAGCAAAAAGCAAUCGAGAACCGCGCUAUCUAUGCGUCCAACAUUCCUCGCGACGCCACUUUCGAGGAAAUCGAGGAGACGUUCAAGAAGGCGGGGAUUAUCGAGAAGGGCGUUGACGGCAAGCCCCGCAUCAAGAUGUAUACCGAUGAGGACGGCAAGUUCAACGGCGACGUGCUCAUUGUCUACUUCAAGAAGGAGUCGAUUGAGCUGGCCAUCAUGCGCUAUGAUGGUUGGCCUUUCCGCCUCGAUGCGCAGAAAUCGGAGGGUGUGAUCAAGGUCGAGGAAGCGGACAUGUCGUUCAAAAAGAACACCGAUGGCGAGGUUGUGAAGAGCAAACUUGUCCGCAAGGACCGCAAGGCCGCCGAGCGUACUCGCGCAGAACUCAAUCGGAAACUCGCUGAAUGGUCCGAGGACGAGGAGGAGGAGGUGCAGAAGGCCUUUGCGCCGAAAAAGAACAAAUGGUCCAAGUACGUCAUCAUCAAGAAGGCCUUUACUUUGGCCCAGAUCAACGACAAGGAGGAUGAGGGUGCUGUACUCGAGAUCAAGGAGGACAUGCGUGAGGCCGCCGAGAAAUUCGGAGAGGUCACCAAGGUCGUCCUGUAUGACAAGGAGGCCGAGGGCAUCCUGACUGUACGAUUCAAAGAGUUCGAAGGCGCCGAGGCUUUCGUGCUUGCGUUUGAUGGGAAGGGCUACAAUCACCAGAAGCUUCAGCUCAGCAUUGCCGACGAUCGCCCACGCUUCCAGAAGUCCGGUAAGGAGGAUACCUCAGACGUUGAGGACAACGUUCGCCGUAUGGAGGCCUACAUGGACGGCGACAAGACGGAUGAGGACGACGAGUAGAAGUCCUUCUGAGCCGUCCAGUCAGUCCCACUACUGUUAGUCUUGCAGCCCUCUGUGAGCUCUAUUACAUUACGCCUCGGUACACAGUCCCCGGCUCUUGAAUAUUUCCACGCACUUCGGUGCCUGUUCAUGAUACCCGUAUGACAAUUAAGUCAUUGAUUUGGAUCGGGAGUAAGGGUGUUCAUGUCCUCGAUUCUGGGAAAGAGUUGAUUGUCAAGCUCAGAAAGCAAAAGCAUCUUCGACAAUCUCAACCAAAUGAUGCAUGUGAUGUGU